Molecule: messenger RNA, 6846 nt
Organism: Prinia subflava (tawny-flanked prinia)
Lineage: Eukaryota; Metazoa; Chordata; Aves; Passeriformes; Cisticolidae
Gene: CBLB
Product: Cbl proto-oncogene B
Exons: 19
Coding region: 112-3279 (1055 amino acids)
Biological process (GO): negative regulation of epidermal growth factor-activated receptor activity; cell surface receptor signaling pathway
Cellular component (GO): plasma membrane; membrane raft
Molecular function (GO): SH3 domain binding; ubiquitin protein ligase activity; calcium ion binding
Source: RefSeq, a predicted model, not a curated record
GCAGAUCUGCCGUUGGAUUGGCUGCCGUCGGCAGGGCUCCGCCCCCGGGCAGAGGGCCGCGCUGGCGGCGCGGCGCGCAGGCGCGCACGGAGUGUUGUCCCGGGGGUGGGCAUGUUCCGAGGAGAGGAGCGGCCGCCAGCGCGCCGCGGGGAGGGGGCGGGCGCGGCAGAAGGAGCGGGGCCGCCGCCGCCGGGGAGCCAGCCUCACUUCCUAGGAGUGCGGGGAGACCACAGCCUGCCGGGGGCUGCGAGCGGUGCCGCAGACAGACCUCUUGGCUCCCAGAUGGCCAAUUCCCUCAACGGCCGCAACCCGCGCAAGGGACGGAUCCUGGGCUUCAUCGAUGCCAUUCAGGAUGCUGUGGGCCCCCCCAAGCAGGCAGCUGCCGACCGCAGGACCGUGGAGAAGACCUGGAAGCUUAUGGACAAAGUGGUAAGAUUGUGCCAAAACCCAAAGCUUCAACUUAAAAACAGCCCACCUUAUAUACUUGACAUUCUACCUGAUACUUACCAACAUUUGCGGCUUAUACUGAGCAAAUAUGAUGACAACCAGAAACUCGCACAACUCAGUGAGAAUGAAUAUUUUAAAAUCUACAUUGACAGUCUUAUGAAAAAGUCAAAACGGGCCAUAAGACUCUUUAAGGAAGGAAAGGAAAGAAUGUAUGAAGAGCAGUCACAGGACAGGAGAAACCUGACAAAGCUGUCUCUCAUCUUCAGCCACAUGUUAGCAGAGAUCAAGGCUAUUUUUCCAAAUGGACAGUUCCAGGGUGAUAACUUUCGCAUCACCAAAGCCGAUGCUGCAGAUUUCUGGAGAAAAUUCUUUGGAGAUAAAACUAUAGUGCCAUGGAAAGUGUUCAGGCAGUGCCUUCAUGAAGUUCAUCAGAUUAGCUCUGGUUUGGAAGCAAUGGCUCUUAAAUCUACUAUUGACUUGACCUGCAAUGACUACAUUUCAAUUUUUGAAUUUGAUAUCUUCACUAGAUUAUUUCAGCCGUGGGGCUCAAUCUUAAGGAACUGGAACUUCUUAGCUGUGACACAUCCUGGAUAUAUGGCAUUCCUGACGUAUGAUGAAGUGAAAGCAAGGCUGCAGAAAUACAGCACGAAACCUGGGAGCUACAUUUUCAGACUGAGUUGCACUCGCCUGGGCCAGUGGGCCAUUGGGUACGUGACUGGCGAUGGGAACAUCCUGCAGACCAUACCUCACAAUAAGCCUCUGUUCCAAGCCCUGAUCGACGGCAGCCGGGAAGGAUUUUACCUGUUCCCAGAUGGACGAAGUUAUAAUCCUGAUUUGACAGGAUUAUGUGAGCCCACACCACAUGAUCACAUAAAAGUCACGCAGGAGCAGUAUGAAUUAUACUGUGAAAUGGGUUCCACUUUUCAGCUUUGUAAAAUCUGUGCAGAGAAUGACAAGGAUGUGAAGAUAGAGCCUUGUGGACACCUUAUGUGCACUUCUUGUCUUACAGCGUGGCAGGAAUCAGAUGGCCAGGGCUGCCCUUUCUGCCGCUGUGAAAUCAAAGGAACGGAACCAAUCAUUGUGGAUCCCUUUGAUCCCAGGGAUGAGAACUCCAGGUGCUGCAGUAUUAUGGAUAGCUUUAGUAUGCCCAUGUUGGACUUGGAUGACGAUGAUGAUAGAGAAGAGUCUCUAAUGAUGAAUCGUUUGGCUUCAGUCCGAAAGUGCAACGAGAGGCAGAAUUCGCCAGUGACUUCCCCAGGAUCUUCCCCUCUUGCACAAAGAAGAAAACCUCUUCCAGACCCCCUGCAAAUCCCCCAUCUUAGCCUCCCCCCUGUACCUCCCCGUCUGGAUCUGAUCCAGAAGGGAGUAGCCCGGUCACCGUGUGCCAGCCCAACCGGGUCACCAAAGUCCUCCCCCUGCAUGGUGAGGAAGCAGGACAAACCUUUGCCAGCACCGCCGCCUCCCCUGAGAGACCCUCCGCCGCCGCCGCCGGAGCGGCCUCCACCGCUGCUGCCGGACAGCAGGGCCGGGCGGCACCUGCACCUCGCCGAGAGCCUGCCCGCCAGGGAGCAGCCCCUGCCCGCCAGGGAGCAGCCCCUGCCCGCCAGGGAGCAGCCCCUGCCCGCCAGGGAGCAGCCCCUGCCCGCCAGGGAGCAGCCCCUGCCCGCCGAGGCCUGGAGCCCCAGGGACGUGGUGUUGGCCGGCGGGCAGCUGGGGGGCUGCCGAGGCGACGCUUCCCCCAAAGCGGGGCUGACGGCCGUGUCGCACGGGAGCGCCAACGGGAGGCACGGCCGCGCCGGCUCCGAGCAGGGCUUCGUGCGCAAGCACCGACGCCACGAGCUGCCCGCCGAAGGUGCCAAGGUUUUUUCAAAUGGUCAUCUGAUGAAUGACGAAUAUGAUGUCCCUCCACGGCUUUCACCCCCUCUUCCAGCUGGCUCUGUCAUCCCUAGUAUAAAGUGCCCUGGUCCUUCAGCAAAUUCUCUGUCUGAUAAAUCAAGGGAACACGCAGAUGAUGAUGAUGAAUACAAAAUCCCUUCUUCACAUCCUGUAAUACUGAGCUCACAACCACCUCAUGGACAUAAUAUAAAACCUCUUGCUCGGGUGUGUGAGAACGGCCAGUGCGCGAAUGGAACACACGGAGCCACUUCCGAGAUCAAGAAAUCCAAACGUCCAGAGUCGGGAGAUGUCUAUGAUGCACCUACUGCGGCGGUACCCUUGCCUCCUGCGCGGCCUCCUGCCAGAGACAACCCCAAACACAGCUCUUUGCUCACCAGGACACCCUCCGAUUAUGAUCUUCUGGUGCCCCCUUUAGGUGAAGAUGCCUUUGAUAACUCGCCCCCCUCCCUCCCGCCACCCCCACCACCUGCCCGGCACAGCAUGAUUGAGCACACAAAACCUGCUGGCUCAGGGAGCCGGCCCUCUUCAGGACACGAACUCUUCCUUCACUCUGAUCCCCAUUUUGACCCAAUAACUGGUCAUGUUCCUUUGCCACCUGCUCGGAGGGUGCCUGGAGAAGGUGGCAAAACAAAUAGGACAUCUCAAGACUAUGAUCAACUUCCUCCAUCUUCAGAUGGUUCACAAGCACCAGCCAGGCCCCCUAAACCACUUCCUCGGAGAACUGCACCAGAAAUACAUCACAGGAAAGCAUACAGCUCUGACAGUUCCAUGGAAAAUGUGGAUGCAAAAAUUGCAAAACUUAUGGGAGAGGGCUAUUCCUUUGAAGAAGUCAAGAGGGCACUUGAAAUUGCCCAGAAUAAUGUUGACGUGGCCCGUAGUAUUUUAAGAGAAUUUGUCUGUUUUCCUCCGCCAGUCUCCCCACGUCUCAAUCUAUAGCAGCAUCAAGAUUUUCUUGGAGCAUAUGAAUUCUACAGACACACGUGUGGAUUGGGGAAUGAGAGGAAGAACAGAAUGGAAUAUUUUUCUUCCAUCCUUAGCAGAAGGAUGUUUGUUUCCAGCCGUUUAUCAAAGGCUCCUGGCUGCUCUGAUCAAGACUUAUAAAUAUGCUGAGGCUUAUGUAUUUUUGCUAGCCAUACUUUUUUAAAUCAGGGUUGAACUUUAAAAGUAAUUUAAAAAAAGUUUACUUCCCUAGAACUUUUAAUCUGUGAAAUGCUUUUUCUUGUUUACAAGUUACAGUUUUCUAGUUUGUGCCUGUACUAUGUCCUGUUCAUAUUCCCUUGUACUCGUGGUCAGUUCUGCUGUAGCAUUCCCAACAGUUUCCAUGCUGACCACUCCAUCAACUAAAUCAUCAGCUUUCCAGAAGUUCUGUGUUUCUUUUGGUCUUUUUUUUUCUUUUGCAAAAUGCUUUAAUUGUUUUUUGCAUUUCAGCUCAUCAAAUGCAAAAAGUAUGUGGCCUUCACUACUGAUUUUUUUUUCUUCUGAGAUUCCUUUGCUUUUGAGAGAGGAAGUAUCUGAAUGUAAAACACAUUGUUCUGUGAACUGCCUUUUUAAAGGUAUUUUGACAUUAAUGUUGGGCAGCUUUCUGUCAAACAAGAAUUCCAUGACCUGUAGUCUCAAGGUCUUUUAUAUGCAGUCUCCACAAAAAAAUCCCAGCCAACGAAUAAAACACUUCAUGCAGCAGUGGUACUGAGUUCUGACAUGUAAAAUCUCUUUCAAAUUUGAGUAUUUGAUUGCAGAUGUUAAAAAAAAAGCCAAAUGCACAUGGUAAUACUGUGUUUCUGUUACACACUAAUGGCACCACUUCUUCAUGGCAAGACUAAAAGGAAUCUUUUUCAAUUGUAUUGAAGGUAUUCAGGUAAACUCCAGUUCUGGAUUCAGUAAAUUAGAACAUGGUUAAUGUUUUGUUUGAGUGAUUAUCCUGUGGUUCAUUGUGGCUUGGAUCAGUUUGUAUUAACUUGGAAACUUUAAAUCUUUGAUGCACUGUUAAGUCCUAAUGCUACUGUAGCAAUAUUUUUUGCAAAGUUCUUUAGUAACCUCCUCCCUCCCCUGUACCCUUCAUAACCUCAAGGAUGUGUUUAACACCCAAAUUCAUUCGCUCAGUUUCCAGCUGCUUAGUUGGAAAUACAUUUUUGCUUUACUUGGUUAGUGAUACUCCAAACUUUCAUAUUUGGUUUUUGAGCCCAAAUUGAUGCAAGCCAAUUUAAAAAUCUUCAUGAUUUAAAAAAAAGGGGAGAGAAGACAGCUCUAUUCUGAGUACUUUCAAAGUUGAGUCCAAAUAUUUUCAGAACAAUUUUUAAGAAUGCUGCUUUCUUGGUUUUAUUAGGAAACUUGGAAAUUUUUGUUCCAAUACUAUUGAAAAAAUAAAACCAUGUGGUAGUUAUAGUAUUUUUCUCAUUUUGAGAUGUGAGGAGUAUAUGAAAAUUUUCAGUGUGCCAGGCUGGGUGUGAAGUAUGUAUUCAUUAUUCCCUUUCAGCUGUUAGUGUUCUCUUUCACUCUGAGCAAGUGCUGGAAUUCGUAUCACAGGAUCAGACCUCAUCAGCCAAUGCGUUUGUUGUAAAGAUGUUUUUAAAGGCAGCACGUGGCUGAACUGCAGGAUUUGGAGUAGCUGAGAACACCCAUUGGAAAUUACUGUGCUAUCUCAAAGUCCCGUUGUUUCAUCAAAAUAUUUAUUCUGAAAACUAAUUAUUUUGGAGCUUCGUGAAGCACAGUAUGGAUAUUGUUAAUCUGCUUCAGUGAUAAAAGUUGAUCAGGAGAAUUCAGGGUAUAGGGAAGAGCUGCUGCUCCAUUUGGAUUUAAGCAAAUGCUUCUGAGUUUAUAUUCCAGGAAAAGACAUUUGCAUCUUCCUGUAAUUGUUCAUUCCUCAAGUACAGUUUAGGAAAAGUUUUGGUGUAAGUUAUAUUCUGUGCUUUUGGCUCAAGUAAAUCUCUUUCCUCUCUUUUGGGAGAGUUUUUUGUGUAGUAUUGAACCCUCUUGUUCAUUUAGUUUGUUUGUAACAUCACUAUAGCAUUUUAGCUAGCUAUGAAUUGAAAGUGAUUCAUGCUAUUAAAUUAUACACUCUGGUUGUACUGGAAUUACUGAAAUGAGGUUCUAGCAUAACUGCCAGCAUAGCAAUGAUGACAGUGAAAAAAAGAGCACUUUACAAGGAUGAACAAACAAUCUGCAGAUUGAGUUUUGAAAUUUUGAAUUGUAAUGAAGAACUCAUUUUCUCUUUUUUUAUGCAGCAGCUUAGUAUAAAUUACAUCCUUAUAUUUCAAUUAGAGGCUGGAACUGCUGCCUGAUUAAGGUUUUUAAAGUUUUCCUUCUUUGUGGUUGUGAUCACCAGUGACAGGUUUUUUUUAUUGUAUGUUAAAAACCCAAACUUGAUGAGCAAUAUUCUGAGUGGUAACUUGAAAAGAGUUCCAUUAAUCAUUAAAUGAGUGUGCUAAUAACACUUCUAAAUAGUGGAGCGUGCAGACUGUUUCAGACCUGUUUUGGUUAGCAGUUUUGAAGUCAAACAGCAAAAUUUGCUGCUGUUUUGUAUCAACAAAUAAACAGCAGCACUCUCAGCUUUGCUAGAGUGUUGAUGUUUACUCUGCAGGAAUUAAUAGGCUUAAAAUAAAUUAAUCUGGCUGUAGUCUAGUUCUCUAAAGACAUAGUUCUCUGAAUGUGUUUUUAACCUUUGAAAGACUUUAGAUUUUGAGCCUGGCAGUGUGUUAUGCACUUACAUAACUUUAGGGAAGACUGACUUGAGUGAGAGUCCUUGGGUGAACAAAGUUGGUUAAAACUCAGAAACAUUUGCAGUCUUUAGACCAUCCUUGUGUUGUCUGUUGGUCUCAGCCUUUCUCUCCUUUUUGACUAAGUUACUGCAUUUUGAGCAAAUUGGCUGAAGCAGAAGUUGAGCAGAGCAGAUGGACAUCAGCAGCAAAGAUCUUUUCCAAAGGCUAUGUAUAGGAAAAAUGAAAUUGUGUUAAAGGAAGCCAUGUUAAUGUUAAUUAGCCAUGUUAAUGACUUGUCUGGAACCCUAAAAUGGCCACUGGUAAAAUUUGUUAAUGUCCAGUAUCUCAAGAGUGCAUCUGGCACAGCUUUUUUAUAAUGUGAAUUUAGGAAGUUUUGUACCAGGAUCAUUUCUUCUGUUUUAUUUCUCUCAUUUUCAGCUUGAAGCUUUACUUUGCACUGACAACUCUUGACCUGAAAGCAUUUAAAUUUGUGUCUUAAACAUUGACAGAUUUUGAAGCAAAUGAACACCGUAUUCAAAGCAAAUGCAGGUGCUACCUGAUGACCUGGAAUUGAGCGCUUUUAGGAGUGACUUCUUGAAAAAGGACUUCAGCAGUUUCAUUUUGAAGGAUUUUCUUUCAAAUAACUAUUUUAUCUGAAAAUGCCUUUUAUAAACUUGUCUAACGUGGCAAAUUUAGUGAUAAUGUGUUCAAUUAAUUUAUAUUUUAUUCAACGUUCUUUUUAAAUUUUGGUUAUUAUGUAUGCUCAAGUUCUUUAUCUGUUCAUGUAAGGUAUUUUAUAAAAUUAAUG